Aricia agestis (brown argus) is the source of this 1752-nucleotide messenger RNA. RefSeq names its product organic cation transporter protein-like. Gene Ontology annotation, molecular function: transmembrane transporter activity. The coding region runs from base 59 to 1735 and encodes 558 amino acids. NCBI's taxonomy places the organism in Eukaryota, Metazoa, Arthropoda, Insecta, Lepidoptera, Lycaenidae. Gene Ontology annotation, cellular component: membrane. Gene Ontology annotation, biological process: transmembrane transport. The transcript is spliced from 6 exons. The record is from RefSeq and is a predicted model, not a curated record.
AGCUGAAAUCCUUCAGUUUCGGGCCAGAAAAAUAAUAAAGCACAUCUAGGUGUGCAAAAUGUCCGAGGAGACGGUUGUUAAAAUAGAUGUUUACACAUCUGCGAGACCUCAAGAUGUAGAGAAGUCUGGAAAUGUGCAAACUCACGAAAAGGUGGAUUUGGAUAAAAUACUUGUGGAGGAAGUGGGACAAUUUGGAAAGUAUCAAAUACUAACGGUACUUUUAGCUGCACUACCUGUGAUAUUUUCAGCGUUUGCCGCGGGUGAAUACAUUUUUACAACAGCAAGAAUUCCGAGCAGGUGCCUAAUACCUGAAUGUGAUCCAGAUUUACCCGAAUAUCUACCCUCGUGGAUCUCAAACGCCAUCCCAAAUGAAGAGAACAGUAACACCAUCGACAACUGCCAGCGAUACCCAACUGCUACCAUCACUAAUAGCUCCAAUGUUUGUCCAGCUUACUGGUUCAACAACGAACUCAAAGUGAACUGCGAGGCAUACGUUUACGAAAAUGACUUGAGCGUUGUCUAUGAUUUCGACAUGGCUUGCGACGAAUGGCGUCGAUCCCUUAUCGGGUCCAUAAGGACUGUUGGCACGCUCCUUGUCCUGCCCAUCACUGGGUACAUAUCAGAUCGCUGGGGCCGUCGGGUGGCCCUCACUUUGAAUGCCUUUAAUACUGGCUGGAUAGGUCUCGUCCGAUCAUUUGUCAACUCCUACGAAUGGUUCCUGACGUUGGAGGUUCUUGAGUCCACUAUCGGAGCUGGGGCUUAUUCGUCUUGCUAUAUUUUAGUGACUGAGCUUGUCGGGCCACAAUAUCGUGUAGUGGUCGGUGCAACCAUGUCUACACUUUUCGCAGUCGGUCAAGUGAUCCUUGGUCUAAUAGCGUGGGCAGUGCCGCAGUGGAGGUCAUUGACCCAGGCAGUAUACGCUCCUCAAUUACUCGUAGUCUCAUACUUCUGGAUUCUAUCAGAAUCGGUCAGAUGGCUCAUGAGCAAGGGACGUUACGAGGAAUCGGAGGAAAUCCUCAAGAAAGUCGCGAAGAGAAACAAUAAAGUGCUGUCGGAAAAAUCUUUAGAAGCAUUGAGAGCUACAGCCGAAGCUGAAAAGACUAGAGAAAAACCUAAGGAAGUUUGGUUGCCAUUACAAGUGAUUAGAUCCCGACUGAUCCUAUUUAGAUGCAUAGUAUCGCCGAUAUGGUGGAUAACUAAUACCCUUAUUUACUAUGGCAUGUCAAUCAAUGCGGUGAAUCUAUCUGGUAAUAGAUACGUGAACUACAUAGCCGUGGCAGCUGUCGAGAUACCUGGCUACUGGACGGCUAUUCUGUUACUGGAUCGUAUUGGCAGAAAACCAGUUCUUAUCAUCGGCUACUGGAUGUGCGCUGCUUGCCAGUUCGCCUUCGCUUUCAUGCCGGAAGGUAACGACGGCCUCUCCCUCACCUUCUACCUGAUUGGAAAGUUCUGUAUCGCGAUGGUGAUGACGUCAGUGUACGUGUAUACCGCCGAAUUGUUCCCCACCAAGUACCGGCACAGCCUCUUCGCUUUCGCAUCUAUGGUGGGACGCCUCGGCUCUAUUACUGCGCCAUUGACGCCUGCCCUUGCUUCGGAGGUGUGGGAGCAGCUCCCAUCAGUGAUGUUCGGUGGCUUCGCGCUGCUCUCCGGUCUGCUGAUAUUCACCACUCCCGAGACUCUGGGGACGAACUUACCUGACACCAUGGAGGAGGCAGAAAACAUCUCCAAGAACUAGCUGACUGAAAAUUUUUU